Molecule: messenger RNA, 1319 nt
Organism: Cornus florida
Lineage: Eukaryota; Viridiplantae; Streptophyta; Magnoliopsida; Cornales; Cornaceae
Exons: 1
Coding region: 140-1084 (314 amino acids)
Source: RefSeq, a predicted model, not a curated record
CCCCACCCCCCUCUCCUUUCCAAACCUCUCCGUUCACUCUCUCUCUGCAUCCAUCAAUCCUCACUUCCAAUUCAUUUAUAAGUUCGCUCGAUUCGAUUCUGCGAUUCCGAUUUUACGAACUUUUCUGAAGUUUUUUUUAAUGGAGAUUCCGGAAAUAAACAUGAUUAGUGAUUUUCAAGCAGGCAUGAAAUGUCUGCAAAACCCAUCUUUUCUUUCGGGUAUCGGAAAAGUGGCUCAAGCUCACAGUUUCUGGAAAUGGGGUGCUCUGGUUUUUGCAUUGGUCGCUGCUUUCACCGGCGUGAUCAACACAAUCAAGCUGUUGAUUGUUCGAUUCAGUAGAAUUGUUUUUAUUUCUUCUUCGGAGCCUCUUCUUCAGCACCUCAACGAAGACGGCUUCGACGACGACUUCAGCGACAUCGACUCGGUCUCGUCGGUCUCGUCCGACGACGGAGAAGAAGACGAAGACGAGUCCACGGCGUCGUUUGAGGAGGAGGAUCAACAGCCCGGCGAUGAAGAUUUCUCUGUCGCGGGUUCGAGCUCUUUUUGCGAUUCCCGGUGGCAAAACUGUAAUUUAAAGCUCCGGCGACGAUUCUCGUGGUCGGACUUCGCCGCCGGCAGGAGCGUUGUGAAGUUGUGGGACAGCUUUGGUUUGGGGUUAGAUCUUGAAGAUUGUUCUGGCAGUGCGAUUUCUGUUUGGGACUUGAACAAAGAUCGGAAAGUUGGCUCCUUUUUCGGCGGGAGAUCUCAGAUUCCUGCGUUCUCGGUGUUAUCGUCAUCCGCGAUCUUAUCGGCGGAGGUGAAUAACAGCAGCAAUGUGACAGUGGGGCUGUAUGACACGAGGGUCGGGCGUCAGAUUCCGACGGUAACCGCUGAGUGGAGGCAGCCGCAUGGGAAGGCCGUGGGUAUCAAUUCCGGCGGCGUCGAGAAGGUGUACGUCAGGGACGACGUCACCGGUGCGUUAACGGUUGGUGACAUGAGAAAUGUGAAGACGCCGUUAGAGAAUUUAACGGAAUCUGACGGAGAUAUCUGGUGGGAUGCUGACGGCGCUAUUGUCGCAAAUGAGUUCGCUGACAAUUCACGGUGAAUGGGUGUGAGUCACUUGACACGCUAUCUUUCACUCGGUGAAGUCUAUUGACUGUUAUCCGGUCUAGAUUCUAGAAGGGGGCAAAACAGUCCCAAAAAAGGUGUAUCAAAAUAAUUUUUAUUUUUAUUUUUGUAUGAAAUUAACAUUGUAAAUAUUUGUUGAUUAAUUGUAUGAUCAUUUAUAUUUAUUGCUUGUAUUGUAUUUCGGUUCGGAAAAUGAUAAGAUUACCAUCCAA